AGCUCGGUCGGAAUCGUUAUAGGCUCGGCCUCACGUGCUCGCCAAGCCACUUUUAUCAGUACGCACUUUACUGAACAAUUACCUAUGUGAGUGUUUUGUGCUCCCAAGCGCCUUACUAGUGCAUCUGCAAGAUCGAUUUCAAACCAGAGAUUAUGAAACUCAAAUCGUUUUUAUCAAAUAUAUUGUUUCUUUGUGCGUUCUCGCUGCGGCUCAGAUCAAUAUUUUCGGAAUGUGAUAGCACCCAGUUCGAGUGCGACAAUGGCAGCUGCAUUUCGCAAUACGAUGUCUGCAACGGCGAGAAGAACUGUCCAGAUGGAUCCGAUGAAACGGCCCUGACAUGCGUUUCCCAGCGGCAGCACUGCACCAAGCCCUAUUUCCAGUGCACCUACGGAGCCUGUGUGAUUGGGACUGCGGGUUGCAAUGGCAUCAACGAGUGUGCGGACGGCUCCGAUGAAACCAAGUUGAGAUGCGGCAACGAGGACGAUGUACGCCAGCACGAUCGACUUCUUCAGGGCAAUUGUCAAGACAAUGAGUUCAAGUGCCCAUCCGGAAUCUGCCUGGACAAGGGAAAUUUCCUGUGCGACGGCAAGGACGACUGUGCGGAUGGAACCGGGUUCGACGAGUCUGUGAAACUGUGCGGGCACAUGGAGUGUCCGGCGUACUCCUUCAAGUGCGGAACAGGUGGCUGCAUCUCGGGCUCCCUGUCCUGCAACGGGGAAAACGACUGCUUUGAUGGAUCCGAUGAGGCCCCUCUGCUGUGCAACACCACCAGGAAGGUCACCACCCCAGCGCCGGUUGAGACACCGCUGGAGCUGCUGGGUUGUCCACUGCCCAUUGGCGACGAAAGGCCCAUCUUGACGGGCGAGGGCAGCCGCAUCCUGACUGGACCCAUCAUCCGGGGAACUGUGCGCUUCUCCUGCAAACAGGGUUACGUCCUGGAGGGCGAGGAGAACAGCUACUGCGCCAAGAAGAAGUGGAGUACACCUACGAUCCCGAAAUGCGUGAAAUACUGCAGCACCGCUGGGGAGUUCGAUGGCUACUCCACCAAGGCCUUGUGCACUCACAACGGAGAGCAAGUGGACUGCAAGAAACCCUUCCUUCCUCCAGGAACUGAUGUCAAAUUUGUCUGCUCCACGGGAUUCAAGACCCUCAGCCCCCUGCCGGAAAUGAGGUGCAUGAAGGGGGGUUACUGGAACAGAGGUCGCCAGCGAUGCGAACAGGAUUGUGGACAGAUAGCCACGCCCACCAAGAGUUUCUCGGCUAAUGGGUAUACGAUCAACAACACGGUUGUGCCCUGGCAUGUUGGACUGUACGCCUGGCACAACGAGAAGGUUUACCACUUCGUGUGUGGAGGAUCUCUGCUCACUCCGGACCUCGUUAUAACCGCCGCUCAUUGCGUCUACGAUGAGGGAACCCAGUUACCCUUCAGCUACGACACAUUCCAAGUGAUUGCAGCCAAGUUCUAUCGGAACUACGGGGAGACCACGCCGGAUGACAAGCGUCGGAAUGUGAGCCUCAUCGAAAUAGCGCCUGGCUACCAGGGUCGCACAGAGAACUAUUACCAGGAUCUGGCCUUACUGACCCUCAACGAGCCCUUCGAGCUGAGCCACGUGAUUCGACCCAUUUGCGUGAACUUUGUCAGCUUUGCGGAGAAGGAGGGCGUCACGGAUGAAGUGCAGGGAAAGUUCGCUGGGUGGAGCAUCGAGAACAAGCACGAACUGCAAUUUGUGCCCGCCGUAUCCAAGGCCAACUCAGUGUGUCGUCGGAAUCUGCCGGACAUUCAGGCGGACAAGUUCUGCAUCUUCACGCAGGGCAAAUCCCUGGCCUGCCAGGGUGACAGUGGCGGCGGAUUCACCUCCGAGUUGCAGACCAAAGCCUUCUCCGCCCGGAGCACCGCCCGCCACUUCCUCUUCGGGGUAAUCAGCAAUGCACCCAAUGCGGAUCAGUGUGCCCACAGCCUGACGGUGAUGACCAAUAUCCAGCAUUUCGAUAGUAUGAUCUGGAAUGCGAUGAACAGAAGCAUAGAAAGCAGGUCCUAAAGUAAGUUAGCUCCCUUGCGAUUAGAAUAGAUUUAUUUCCAGAGAUUCGGCGGCCAUACUCUUUUGUUCUCCAGCCAAUGCUAGAUUAAGCUAAUAAAUAAUAUAUAUCAAAUAAAACUAGUCUCAAGAAGGUCA
Molecule: messenger RNA, 2174 nt
Organism: Drosophila biarmipes
Lineage: Eukaryota; Metazoa; Arthropoda; Insecta; Diptera; Drosophilidae
Gene: modSP
Product: modular serine protease
Exons: 6
Coding region: 153-2039 (628 amino acids)
Biological process (GO): receptor-mediated endocytosis involved in cholesterol transport; proteolysis; cholesterol homeostasis
Cellular component (GO): plasma membrane
Molecular function (GO): serine-type endopeptidase activity; protein binding
Source: RefSeq, a predicted model, not a curated record